AUGAGCUAUACCGCUAUAUUACAUACCAACUCCAUUCACUCUGCGCAUGCCGAUCAUCGCAUUGCCGUCCAGUUCCGAAGCGAUAAGCAAGAUCUCUCCGGAGUCUCCGAAGCUAGCCGUAUUCAUGGACCUAUUGUGCCCUUAGUAACAUACCAAGGCAUGUACGAAGGACUGUCCGUGUAUACAUCGCCAUUCGCUGAAGGGGCACCGUAUAUCAGUUUCUUGAUGCCUUGCGAGGACUUUGAACUGCCGCUACAGAAGAAGAUGGUGACAGCUAUGGACCUUGCGGAUCUCGUUACCUGGGGAGCUAGAGUGAACACUGCUAUACCCGAAACUACUAUAUCCGACCUCACCUCUACUCUGGGUGGAAUCUGUCAUACGGUCAAUAACUAUAUUUUCCGAAACGAAAUUCUUAAGAAUAGCAUUUCUGCUUGCAUCAGCAAGCUCCGGCCACAGCUACGCGAUCUCGCUACCCUCCCUAUCACCCUUACCCACCAGGAUCUCAGCCCAUUUAAUUAUCUUAUUGACGAAUCCACCGGCGGGGUUCAAGCUGUAUUAGAUUGGGAUAGUGCUUUAUACCUCCCAGUUGGGUCAAAUUUCCAUUUCAUGGAUAGUCUUUUUGGGUCCAUGACCCCAAGUGGUUGGCAAGACGCGGAGGAUCGUCAGGAGCUCGAGACAGCCUUUUACGAUCGGGCUCUGGCUAAUCUUGCUGCCGAGGGAUUUGGGGAAUAA
Messenger RNA from Penicillium mononematosum, 732 nucleotides. RefSeq lists its product as uncharacterized. Bases 1 to 732 code for a protein of 243 amino acids. The record is from RefSeq and is a predicted model, not a curated record. The transcript has a single exon. Lineage: Eukaryota; Fungi; Ascomycota; Eurotiomycetes; Eurotiales; Aspergillaceae.